Messenger RNA from Physeter macrocephalus (sperm whale), 807 nucleotides. It is a transcript of the gene TMEM91, whose product is annotated as transmembrane protein 91. The coding region runs from base 1 to 807 and encodes 268 amino acids. NCBI's taxonomy places the organism in Eukaryota, Metazoa, Chordata, Mammalia, Artiodactyla, Physeteridae. The transcript is spliced from 5 exons. Gene Ontology annotation, cellular component: intracellular membrane-bounded organelle; membrane. The record is from RefSeq and is a predicted model, not a curated record.
AUGAUAGCGCCUCUUAGGUCGUUCUCGGGAAUAAACGUGGCGGAGCCCGGGAGCCCACCGCCCCGCCCCCACCCCCGCCCCCGCGCGCGCCGCGGGCCCGGGGCGCUGAGAGGGGCGCGCAGUGGAGCUCUCAGACCCCGCGCCCCCAGGCCCAGACGCCUAGGAGCGCGGGGCUCACUGAGUUCCCCGACCCUGAGCGGCAGGAUCGGGGAGGGUGUCGGUGCGGAGAGUCCAGGAGGUCCCGGCCUAUGGCCGUGGGCGGAAGCCCCUCUGGGAGCCUCUCCCCAGCCAUGGACAACCCGUCUUCCAGAGCUCCAACAGCCUCUGCUGGUGGGUGUAGGCGGUGAGCCCCCUGCCCAGAAGCCUGGCGAGCCUGAGCCAGUGCCUCCCUUUCGAGAGACAGCCUUUGCAGAAUCACUGAGGGGUUGGCAGUUCCUGCCACCAUCUCUUCCUUCUGUGAGUGCUGUACUGGGGGAGCCAGGGCUCCCCGACCUUGAGGAUGUGUCAUCCAGUGACAGUGACUCGGGUUGGGAUGGGGGCGGCCUUCUGUCCCCACACCUACCCCACGACCACCUCGGCUUGGCUGUCUUCUCCAUGCUGUGCUGUUUCUGGCCCGUGGGCAUUGCGGCCUUCUGCCUGGCCCAGAAGACCAACAAGGCUUGGGCCGAGGGGGACGUCCAGGGGGCAGGGGCCGCCUCCCGCCGCGCCUUCCUGCUGGGGGUCCUGGCCGUCGGGCUGGGCGUGUGCACGUACGCGGCCGCUCUGGUGACCCUGGCCGCCUACCUCGCCUCCCGGGACCCGCCCUAG